This is a messenger RNA of Phytomonas sp. Hart1, 513 nucleotides long. NCBI's taxonomy places the organism in Eukaryota, Euglenozoa, Kinetoplastea, Trypanosomatida, Trypanosomatidae. The record is from the annotation of a GenBank genome assembly.
AUGCACGAGACUUUACUUAAUGAGUCUAGGUUGCGAAAAGGUAGAUUAUUAUCUUCUGAGACCAGCCAUGCCAAACAGCUGGCUCUUGCCGCGAAAGAAAAGGACGAACUUACCAAGAAGCUGGAGAGUCUGAAGAAAAUGCACGAGGCCCUGCUUAAUGACUCUGAGGCCCAGAAAGUCCGGAUUACUUCUUCUGAGGCCAGCCAUGCCAAACAGAUGUCCUUGGCAUUAAAGGAGCUUUUAGAAAAGCUUGCUAUUGCUGAAAAGGCGAAGAGUGAUUCUGAACUCCGAUCUUUAACUUUCAUGAAUAAUCUUUCAGAACGUACUGCGGAAUUGACAUCUUUACAUGAACGUUUGAAACUUCAAGAUAUGGAGUUGGAGCGCCUCAGGAGUUUACAGCAUUUACCCGAUUCAACUGAUUCGAAUAAUGUUACUCGUAAUUCUCUCAAUAGACAAUGGAGUUACAAGGAUACAAAACGUCGAACCAAUUCGUAUUGUUGUUCUAUAAUGUAA